CCAUGUUCUGGUUACGCGUUAAAUGUAUCACAGCUAGUCGGCCAGAAUAUUCGUCGCGAGUAGUCGUAGUGCAAAAUUGCGUGCAGCUUGAGCACCAUUUUUAGUGUGUUUUAAUCGUGUAUUCAACAGUCGAGUGGUUUUGGUGUACAGUAAAGCAAGGCCUAGGCAUUUUAGCAGUCAAACGAGAUACGAGAUACGGCAAAAGGAUAGCUUUUAGCCUAGCGAUAGUGCGUAUUGGAGCAUCCAACCACAGGAACGGAAAAGCGGAGCCUAAAUCGACGAAGGAUUGCCUGUGCUUUCCUGCAAUCCUGCCGAUUCUGAUUUGUGUUGAGAGCCGGAACAGCUUGUGCUAGACAACCAGCGAUUCAUUCAUUUUAACUCAAUCAGGGCAGUAACUAGUAACUAUUCCGUCAGAAUGCGCGUGGAAAUGAAUCUCGACGUACAGCACUGUCAUGGUGAUAUUGACACCAAAAUAGCAGAAUUCAAGCAAGAUGCAGACAAAAUGAACGAGCUGAAUCUAUUCCUCGACAGCGUGCUGGAAGAGGCACAGAAAAAUGCGGAAAUAAAGCUACAAACCAAGCUGGAGGAAGAACGACCUAAAAAUGGUAACAAACUUCUCAGUGGUAUCAAGCAACAUAGAAUGGUGACACGCACAAGGGGAAUUGUUUUACGAAUCUUCGAGGCUAUUUGCAACUGUACGAACUCCGCCCCCAUUCCUGGACAACGGCCAACAACAGCACCGGCAACCGUUGGAUCCACUUCCAAAAACUAAACAACCGCAUCUAUCGUCUGACUGUCUACCUACUUAUACAUCUACUACAACAAAAGAGUUGAUGGGUUUGAAUGCCCAUAUGAAUGUUUUAUGUUAUGUUGUAAUAGCGAGAAAAUUAAUAGCUAUGGGAUUUUAUUGCUAUGAAAUCAAACUAUAUUGACGCCAUUCGUCGAGCAUUAUUUUUAUCUAUUUUUUUUAAUAUACACGUACAAUAUUAACCUGAUCGUAAACCAAUGUUCAUAUAAUUGAACAUGGUGACUGUUGCAUAUACUAACCUUUACGAUAAAUUGUGUAUAAAAAUACCACUUACAUGAUCAAUGCCAUAUCCUUUUUGAUAUGGAUUCUUAGCGCGAAUCAAAACGUAUACAUGAACUACAAAUCCCACCAGAUCAUUACAUUCCUCACCAAAGAAUCUCCGGCCUUGCAAUAUUCCAAUCUAUCCGAUCUAUACUUUAGAUCCGAAUACUUUUUUAACAUUUUCUGACGAAAGGUUUCAAUAACAAAGCGUCUUUUUUAACAAGAUACAGAAUAAAAAUUAAUUACAAUCUUUAGAAAAGCAACAGCGCGGGCAAUUUUGACACCAGUUAAAAAAAGAUUCAUGUCACAGAAUGGAUUCUCGUAUGUUAUCCACUGCAAAAAAAUGAAAUUGGUACUAAACUAGCAAUCCGGCACACAAAAUCGCCCAAAAAUAUAAGUCUCUAUCUAAGUCUGAGCUUCACAGGAUUAGUUCGAAAAGAAUUUGCUAUGGCUAUCGUAUUCAAAUCGUAUCAUUUAUGAUGCAAUUUGAUAUGAUGAUGUUUGGCAACGUAAUAAACACGUAUAUAUCAUCUUUAAUUUAACAUUUAUUGAAGCAACAAAACUUGGCUUAACUUGUAACUUCGCACGAUUUUCUUUAUCAUUUAACAUAGUUGACAAUCAAAAUUGUGAGCAAUAUUUUCAUGUUAAAGAUCGUCAUUGGAAGAGCAGUUGUGCAAAACACAUGUAAUAUUUGUUUAGUGUGUUUGAGUUAAAAUAGUGUGUUGUUCGACGAUUACUGAAAAAAAAAACAAAAACCUUUCUCA
This is a messenger RNA of Anopheles moucheti, 1833 nucleotides long. RefSeq lists its product as uncharacterized. Bases 416 to 772 code for a protein of 118 amino acids. Lineage: Eukaryota; Metazoa; Arthropoda; Insecta; Diptera; Culicidae. The transcript has 4 exons. The record is from RefSeq and is a predicted model, not a curated record.